Molecule: messenger RNA, 943 nt
Organism: Drosophila erecta
Lineage: Eukaryota; Metazoa; Arthropoda; Insecta; Diptera; Drosophilidae
Gene: GstZ1
Product: probable maleylacetoacetate isomerase 1
Exons: 3
Coding region: 126-866 (246 amino acids)
Biological process (GO): L-phenylalanine catabolic process; glutathione metabolic process
Cellular component (GO): mitochondrion; cytoplasm
Molecular function (GO): maleylacetoacetate isomerase activity; glutathione transferase activity
Source: RefSeq, a predicted model, not a curated record
UCUACAAAGCAUUCUCCAAUCAGAACAGCUGAGUACUCGGAUUGCUAUCAAUUAGCAUAAAUAAAUAGGUUUUUUUCCUAACAUAAGUUGUGUUACUCAAUAGAAAGAAGGUUCAAAGAAAAUAUAUGGCUUCUGCUACACAAUUGACCCACAAAGGCAUCCACUUGGCCGGAUUGUGCAGGUCCACCUGGUCCAAGCCCUUGUCCAGAAAUAUGGCAACAAAGCCCAUACUGUAUUCCUUUUGGGCUAGUUCGUGCUCUUGGAGAGUUCGCGCUGCACUGGCUAUCAAGAAGAUAGAGUAUGACAUUACGCCGACUUCCUUGCUGAAAACAGUCAGCGGCCAUGCCUAUACGGAUGCAUAUAGGGAAGUUAAUCCCAUGCAAAAGGUUCCCUCCCUGAAGAUUGAUGGUCACACCUUGUGCGACUCGGUGGCUAUUAUGCACUACCUGGAGGAAACUAGACCUCAGCCCGCACUUCUGCCUCAAGAUCCAGUUAGGAGAGCUAAGGUGCGUGAAAUCGUGGAGCUCAUUUGCUCCGGCAUCCAGCCGCUGCAGAAUGUGGGUGUCCUGGAUCAUUUGGGCAAGGAUCAAAGCUUGCAAUGGGCCCAACACUGGAUUUCUCGAGGAUUUCAAGGUCUGGAGAAGGUACUAUCCCAAUCGGCGGGUAAAUUCUGCGUGGGAGAUGAGCUCAGCAUGGCCGAUAUUUGCCUUGUACCUCAGGUCCGCAAUGCCAGGAGAUACAAAACUGACCUGACCCCAUAUCCCACCAUAGUACGCUUGAAUCAGGAACUACUGGAACUGGAUGUGUUCAAAGCCACUCAUCCCAGUACCCAGCCAGAUUGUCCACCUAAAUUCGCAAAGAAAUAAUCAGAGCUUAAGAUAUGUUACAAUUACAUUGCAUUUGUAGAGAUAUUCGAUAUUAAAUGGUUUUCCAAAGCACCCAA